AUGAUUCCUGGACCAUCUGAACCAUCAGUAACAGAAAUUCAUCAUUAUUUAGAACCAAUGGUAUCUGGGUUUGCAGGUCAUGCAGCAAAGAAUGGUUGCUACCGAUGUACCCGAAAGUUUGAGACCUUUCCAAAUAAUCAUCCGAUGAAGGGAGAUUGUAUUAAUUUUUCUGGAUUUGAUCGAGUGUAUCCCCGGCUUGAUAAUGAAAUGCACAAACAACUUGCCUUUAGUUGGAGAGAUGGAAGUAAAGCUGAACAGACUCGUAUAUUUGCAGAAUAUAGAAUCCGAUAUUCACCAUUGCUCAAGCUACCUUAUAUGGAUCUUAUACGCUUUACCGUUAUAGAUCCUAUGCACAAUUUGUAUCUUGGAACGGCAAAAAGAAUGACACAUUAUUGGACAGAUGUACAGCAACAUGAUGCUGAAAUUCAAGAAAUAAUUGAUACAAAUCCACCUUCUGAUAUCGGCCGUAUUCCACGCAAGAUUACUGCAGGCUUUUCAUCAUUCACAGCUGAUCAAUGGCGUAAUUGGAUAUUGCUGUAUUCAACAUUUUGUUUACGUAAUUAUCUUCCUCAUAAUUAUCGACGUUAUUGGCAGAUGUUUGUUUGUGCGAAUGCUUUGUGGGGAAUUAUUACACCAAAUAUGCACAUGCACACACAUCUACACGAAUGCUUGGAAGACUAUGGCCCAAUUUACGGAUUUCGGCGACCCCCCCGACGGGCCGCAGGCCCCCCCUCGGACGACACUGGUCGUCCGCCAGGCGCUGUACAUGAUACAGCGCCUUGUAGAUCUCAUGAAGUUGAUCAAUGA
This is a messenger RNA of Ambispora leptoticha, 807 nucleotides long. Lineage: Eukaryota; Fungi; Glomeromycota; Glomeromycetes; Archaeosporales; Ambisporaceae. The record is from the annotation of a GenBank genome assembly.